Molecule: messenger RNA, 4424 nt
Organism: Psammomys obesus (fat sand rat)
Lineage: Eukaryota; Metazoa; Chordata; Mammalia; Rodentia; Muridae
Gene: Lclat1
Product: lysocardiolipin acyltransferase 1
Exons: 6
Coding region: 145-1275 (376 amino acids)
Cellular component (GO): endomembrane system
Molecular function (GO): acyltransferase activity
Source: RefSeq, a predicted model, not a curated record
GGACGCAUUACUAAGGCGACGGGCUCGACGCCUCCCCGCUUCGGGAUGAAUUAGCGGCGGGUUCUGCUCGCAGGUUGUGACCCCCGUGGAGUCGCCCCAGUGUCCCCGCGACGUCGCGCGUUUCCCCCGGCGUGUCCCAGAAUCAUGGUGUCAUGGAGGGGGAUUUACUUUAUACUCUUCCUGUUUGCGGGAAGCUUUUUGGGAAGUAUAUUUAUGCUGGGUCCCAUUUUACCUUUGAUGAUUAUAAACCUGUCAUGGUAUCGUUGGAUCAGCAGCCGCCUUGUGGCUAUGUGGCUCACGCUUCCUGUGGCAUUGUUGGAGACCAUGUUUGGUGUAAAAGUAGUUAUCACAGGUGAUGCAUUUGUACCAGGAGAAAGGAGUGUCAUUAUCAUGAACCAUCGGACGAGAGUAGACUGGAUGUUCCUGUGGAAUUGUCUAAUGAGAUUCAGCUACCUCAGAUUGGAGAAAAUUUGCCUCAAAUCCAGUCUCAAAAGUGUUCCUGGAUUUGGCUGGGCCAUGCAAGCUGCUGCCUUUAUCUUUAUUCACAGGAAGUGGAAGGAUGAUAAGAGCCAUUUUGAAGACAUGAUUGAUUAUUUUUGUGACAUUCAUGAACCACUACAACUUCUCAUCUUUCCAGAAGGAACUGACCUAACAGAAAAUAACAAGGCUCGGAGUAAUGAUUUUGCUGAGAAGAAUGGACUUCAAAAAUAUGAAUAUGUCUUACAUCCAAGAACCACUGGCUUUACUUUUGUGGUGGAUCGACUAAGAGAAGGUAAGAACCUUGAUGCAGUCCAUGACAUCACCGUGGCAUAUCCUUACAACAUUCCUCAAACCGAGAAACAUCUCCUCCUUGGAGACUUUCCCAAAGAGAUCCACUUCCAUGUCCAGAGGUAUCCAGUCAACACCCUUCCCACAUCCAAGGAGGACCUUCAGCUCUGGUGCCACAAGCGCUGGGAAGAAAAGGAAGAGAGACUGCGCUCCUUCUACCAAGGAGAAAAGACCUUUCACUUCACUGGGCAGAGCACCAUUCCACCCUGCAAGUCUGAGCUCAGAGUCCUUGUGGUCAAGCUGCUGUCCAUACUGUACUGGACCUUGUUCUGCUCCGCGAUGUGCCUGCUCAUAUAUUUGUACAGCCCUGUUCGGUGGUAUUUUAUAAUCAGCAAUGUGUUCUUUGUGCUGCAGGAGAGAAUAUUUGGUGGACUGGAAAUCAUUGAACUUGCAUGUCACCGGUUUUUACACAAGCACCCACAUUUAAAUUCAAAGAAAAAUGAGUAAAGUAGUAGCGCUCACCAUGUGAAAACCUAGGGGUGUUAAGGAAAUGUCAGUCUUUGUAAACUGAGAUGAGUCUUGCAUGACUAUGUCAAGUGUUUCUUACUAUCAUCAUUCUUUGUUAAAGAUAUUUUGCACUUAAUUUUGUGGGGUGGGGGGAUAUUGCUAUGGUUUCUUUAAAAUAUCUGAAUGUAAUUCCAAUGCUGUAUGUACCAGGGCCAGAAUAGCUAGGGCCAAAAACAAUCACCCUGCUGUUGAGACAAGAUGUAAGCUUUUCUGAAAGUGGUUUCUGACAGGCUCCCAGCUCAGAGGCAGGCCUGGCACCAUGAGCACCUGCCCCAGCACAUGCAGACAGGUAGUAGUCUGCCUCCCUGUGGGGCACAGUCCAUCCUUUUAUCCUUUUAAACCAGUCAAGCCCAGAAAUCAGAAUUGUCCUAUCCUAAACUUAGCACCAUUUGAUAGGGAGCACUCCAUCGCUCAUGGUCUCUGAACGAGACAUCAGAGGACCCCUCUCCUCACCUGGAGUCACUCCUGCACUCAGCUCAGGGAGCACCUUCAGGCUUUCCACUUGGCUUUUAAAAGACAGAAACUGGUGCGGCUCGCUCUCCUGCUUGCUACCAGGUGUCACUUCAUCUUCAGUGUGACCUGAAACAUGUAAAAACACAUUAGAAGAACAUUCUGGCAUUUCAGACAGAAACUGUCUCAUGGACAUUUCUUUAGAAUGGAUACACAGCACAAGGCAGGUGCAUGUCCUCUGUGUGCAGGCUGUCUACCCUCUGCCAUGACAGCUACAACACAAAUGCUUGCAAACAGGAUGGUUUAACCAAAGCCUCCAAGCCUUGACCAACUCUACUCUUAAAACCAAAAAUGCUAACCCACAAUGAACCUUUCAGUGAUAGCAAGGACUCUGUUUUUAAUCAUCUCUCAACAGUAACAUUUAAACCCACACUGACCAACUGUCUGCCAAAUAGUCCCAUCAUUUCAAAGCAGUGAAAACCUUGCAAACCAAUAGCACCCAGUGUCAUGGUUAAGAGAAGCCACUGUUUCCACUCCACCAAGCUGCACGCUUCCAUCUAUGCCAUGUGUUUGGGGUGGGGCCAGAGGCUCAUAAACUGUUGAGCUGUUAGCAAGCCUGUCAGCCUCUGCCUGUGUCCAGCAGCCUCAACAGCUAUUGCUGCCCAGUGUAACUCAGAUGGGAAUUCACCCUCCUAGUGAGGACAGCACAGCUGUACCCUCCAGUCACUCAGCUCACCCAGCACAUUCUCUGAGAAAGCCCUGGUGGGGGAGAACACCAGUAGCAUAUCAUGCCCAGGGUUUUCUUAUUUGCUUGUUUGUUUUUUUCCGUUUGUGCAGGUGUGUGUGUUAGUGGGACAGUGUGAAGUGGCGCCUCUGGUGAGACUCCCCAGCCCGUGCUGGACUGCUUCCUCGAAGCUCACUUCAACCUGCUGGGAGCUUACUGAUUAGCAGCCAUGCACGCCUGCUCUCAGCACAGCUGCUUGACUUUAUGUUUUUAAGGUUAAAAACACACAGUACACAACCCUUGUUUCUUUCUUUCCCUUAAUAAGAAAGGCUUCUAAUUUUCUUUGAGACGUCUCAUGGAUCACAUUUAAACAUGGGGCUAGCUAGCAUCUGUUCCCCAGGUAAAAGAGAAAAGCUGCCCUCUUUACCUAUAGUAGUUGGGAUCAGUUACCAGUGACAUCCAUCUCAUUGUGUGCCCUCUUUGUCUCUUGUUUGUCCCUUCAACUCUUUUGAUCAAAGAAAACAUGUUUAAGGUAGAAAAUACCUUAAUUUUAUGUAUCCCAAAUUCACAAUACUAAGUAUAGCACUACAACUAGGAAACGAGGAUAUUCUAAUUGCUUUGAGAGAGAAAUUUCUCUAAAGGGGGAAAAACAUACCUUUGUAAAGAAAAGUUUUGAAUUGUAAUUAUUUGUUCUUAUCUGCACAUUUAACUGUGUUAAAAACCUUUUGUUUAAUUUAAAAAACAUAUAGCUAAUGCUUUUGAGCUUAGAACUCUUUAAGUCAAUAGUUGGACAUCAAGUAUAAGUAGACAUGGCCUUGAUGGUUGUCAGCCUGAGGAAUGCCCCUGCCACAUCACCCACCCUUCAGCCAGGGCUCAGAGCAGCUGGCAGCCUUGCUAUGGCAGACCAUACCCCUGCUCCUUGUGGUGGAAAGCAUGGUGGACGAAAUGCUCACAGCAAUUAGUUGGCUGGGUGAGCCCCUCUUAAGAGAUUUUACAUAUAGCAGUUGUAGGUUAUUUAUAAUGUGAACCAUUUCACUUUAAAAUAUGAGCCAAUAAAGAGGGGAACUGGUUCGGUGAUGAGUUCCCACAUUAGGUGUCUUUGAAAUAAGCUCAAGGAACCCUGAACUUUAAUCAGGCAACAUGGGGGAACUGAAAAUGAAAGAGAUGAAUAUCUGAAAGAGCUCAUCCCUUAAGACUGGCCGAGUCCUGCCUCCGCAUGCUCAGAACAGACACGAGAAAGAAGUUACAUCUUCCGCUGGUGGCCUCUAAUGGUGGCUCCUCCCCAUGCAGACCGUGUGUUGGUAGCCAAGUCUGAGCUCUGCAGACAGAUUUCUCAUUUCACUGGCUCUCAAGCUCUGGCCCAGCAAAGAUGCGCCAUUUCCUCACGAUAAAGGCUAGUGGAGGGAGCCUAUUGGUGUUAAACUGUUUACAUUUCUUUAUAUAAAAUAAUGUGCUUUCAGUGCCUUUGUUAUGGGUCCCUUUCUUUUCCCUGUCCCAAGAAUUCUAUAACGUUCUUAGGAAAAGUCUCUCCUUGUCACUCUCUAGGAGGAAAGUGGUGUCUCAACACCGGUCGUCAAAAACAAGACACUAUGCUGUAGCACGGAGAAGAGAGGUUGGCGCUGAGCUACUGGCUGCCUUAGAGUUCUUACUUAGACGGUAGAGGUUGGAAAUGACUUGGCCAUGCAGUGAACUUCAGACUACAUUUGGCCCUAAGGGUGUCUUGUACCCUACCUUAAAUUUUUAUUUCAGAGUCUCGGGUUUUGGUAACUUGUUUUUAAAAGAUUAUGUGGAGAACACCAAGUUUUAAAAAUAACUCACAGAAUGGCCUUAGCUUUCAGUGUCCACUGGGAUGUUUAGGAAUUUUUCUCUGUAAUACUCAUCCAGAAUAAAGUGGAGUGAAGUACAUUGUUCAAAA